Molecule: messenger RNA, 1986 nt
Organism: Punctularia strigosozonata HHB-11173 SS5
Lineage: Eukaryota; Fungi; Basidiomycota; Agaricomycetes; Corticiales; Punctulariaceae
Exons: 3
Coding region: 1-1986 (661 amino acids)
Biological process (GO): proteolysis
Molecular function (GO): cysteine-type endopeptidase activity
Source: RefSeq, a predicted model, not a curated record
AUGCGCGACUAUCUACAGAACACCUUGAACGUCCCGCCUUCUAACAUCAUAGCGCUGGAGAAUCAGCAGGCCACUCGUGCUAAUGUGCUACUCGCUAUACGCACCCAUCUCGUCGAUAACCCGCUGAUAUCCUUCGGCGACGCUCGGCUAUUCUUCUUCGCUGGGCAUGGCUCGCGCUCGAAGGCGCCGAGACCGUGGCGCUUAAGCGCAGGAGAAAAUGACGACGAAGCGGAGAACGGCAUCGUCGAGACCGUGCUGACUUGCGACGAAUCGCUUGUCGAUCCCCAGACAGGACGGCGCAUCCCUGGUAUACCUGGCCGGACGUUGGCUGCAACGCUGAAAGCGUCUGCUGCAUUACACGGCGAUAAUUUGACAGUCGUGCUUGACUGCUGUCACACUGGCAACAGAGAUUCAUCAUCAUCGUCCAAUCACACUUCAUUUAUUCGGGGCGUUCACCCGGCGUAUGUCUCACCCCUUCCAGAUGACGUGGACGACGACAUCUUACGCUCGUAUGUUGGCGCGUGGCACAACUCGAUGCCUGGACCUUGUUCUGCAUAUCGAAGCGGCGGUUUCCUUGACGGCGACAACGAAGCAUUCGUCGCACUCAAGGCCUGCGAUUCAGGCGAGAUUGCUUGCGGCAAUCAAGAUGGCGGAUACUUCACUCGCUUGCUCAUAUGGGCUCUCAAGGACCCUCACAUACGCCCACUUUCUUACGCUGAGAUCCUUCGCGCCGUGGAGUCCAAAUUCUCUCAGCGCCGUCGAUGCAAUGCCGAGUCACCACCACAGCAUCCCCAAUGCCGAGCGGGUAACAUGGAUCGUCUGAUCUUCAACGAUCAUGCGUAUCCUCGUCUGUUCGCUGUUCGACCUGCCGGCGUCCCCGGACACUGCCUCAUAGAAGGUGGUGAAUCAACAGGUACCCGACUAAACACCGUCUUCGAUCUAUACGACCGACCCACAUCCCGCUCGCUGGGCCGCGUAGUCGAUGUGGCCUACGUCACGGAGGUGCAUUCAACGCACAGCGUUGCUAGGCUGGAUAUGGGCAUUGACUUACCCCCAACAACAGCGGCAGUUGUCGCGCAGCGCCCGCUCAAAUUCGCUCUCGGGAGCGCCCCUCAUCCGAACGCAAGAGUGGCGGAAAUGUGCAAAGACGUGAGGUCGCGUCUCUUAGCAUCCACAGCUUCGUCGGACUACGAACUUGUUCCGGCGCAGCACGCCGAUGUUAUCCUCAUGGUGGACCCCCAGGGCAUUACAAUACAACGUCGUGACGACAGACUACGACGAUUAGACACAAGCCCACCCCGGAUCCUCCCACAGUUCAUACCGUACGCCCUCCCUUGGGUGCUCCGGAGAGUAGCCCGGUUCAACUUUCUGCUCCAUCGCAACAACCCGCGGCGUCCGUUUGCUGACGAUGUGACCGUGGAGCUCCGAAGAAUCAUCGAUCCAGAUGGAUCCAAGGAAGGAUUCUCACUCGGAGCCAGGUUAGGCAAGGCGAUACCCUGGAAGAACGGCGAGGCAGUGGUGCCUCAUGACCAGGACGCACUCUAUGCUCUUGUCCUGCGUAACUACGGGAAGACACCGCUGUAUCCGUACGUAUUCUGGAUGGACCCAGCGACAUACGCUGUUGAUGACUUCUACAAACCCUCUCCGUGGAAAGCUGCCCCCCUACGUCCGGGAAAGAGCCUGGAGCUUGGAUUGUAUCACGGCAGCGAUGCUCUUGCAUUCGUCGUGAACGCAGGGGAAUACACGGACACCGGGUUCAUGCGAUGCAUAUUCACCGCCGAGCCGGUGGAGGCUCUCGAUCUGGUCUCACAAGAAUCCGUCCUGGGUUGCGACGAUUCUGGGGAGCCGUUCCUGGCAAAGUUUGGUCCCAAGCCCGGUGCACCUGAUGACUUCGUCCAGGACCGCUUCUUACACAAGGUUGCCCAGUGGGACGUUCUCACUCGGAAAAUCACGGUCCUCGGACUCGGGCAGGAAGCGAUCGACUGA